Drosophila elegans is the source of this 1368-nucleotide messenger RNA. RefSeq names its product chitinase domain-containing protein 1. Gene Ontology annotation, cellular component: extracellular region. NCBI's taxonomy places the organism in Eukaryota, Metazoa, Arthropoda, Insecta, Diptera, Drosophilidae. The record is from RefSeq and is a predicted model, not a curated record. Gene Ontology annotation, molecular function: oligosaccharide binding; chitin binding. Gene Ontology annotation, biological process: carbohydrate metabolic process. Bases 78 to 1286 code for a protein of 402 amino acids. The transcript has 5 exons.
CUGCUACCGGCUUUCUUGUUGUAUGCGAUUUGUUUUUGUGCUAUUUAUGCGUUUGUCCUGAUCUUUCUCCUGUCAAAAUGCGUGCGCCUAAUGCGCUCCUGUUCCUCCUCGCUGUCCUGCUUCUCCUGCUGACCUUCGUCCAGGGAACCCUCGCUCCGGACAGCCAGAAACCGAAGAGCAAACAUAAGGAAAGUACGAUGCGUGGCGGUCCCCAAGACAGCAAUGUUUUCGAUCUGGGAUUGGUAAAUCACGAACCCUUGGCCAAGGACAUCGUGGCCAACCACAGGGGCUAUUUCAAGGACACAGGACUAAGACGCUUCAAUGGCACCACCUUGGGCUAUGUGACCCCAUGGAACUCCCAUGGCUAUGAUGUGGCCAAGAUCUUUGCCAAGAAGUUCGACAUCAUCUCGCCAGUUUGGCUGCAGAUUGUGAAGCAGGGGGAUCGCUAUUCGGUGGCAGGAACCCAUGACAUCGAUGCGGGCUGGGUGACCGAUGUCCGCAGGAAGGGAAAGCAGGCCCACAACCAGCGAACUGUAAAGGUGUUUCCUCGCUUCAUAUUCGAUCACUUCACCGAUCGGGACAUUAAGCUGCUGCUUAGCGAUGCCCAGGAAAGGACGAAGGUGAACGAUGUCCUGAUCAAGUGCUGCAAGGACAAUGGCUUCGAUGGCCUGGUCCUGGAGGUGUGGUCCCAGCUGGCUGGGCGCAUUGAUGACAAAAUUCUCUAUGCACUGGUUCUGCAAAUGGCCAAAGAACUCCAGAAGCAGCAGUUGCGUCUCAUUCUAGUCAUUCCUCCGUUCCGCAAGGACACGGGCAAUCUUUUCGGGGAGAAACACAUGGACAAGCUGUACAAGCACAUAUUCGCUUUCUCCCUGAUGACCUACGAUUUCUCCAGUGUGCAGCGUCCUGGAGCAAAUGCACCACUCUAUUUCGUCCGCAAGGCUGUAGAGACAAUCGCCCCAGAGGGAUGUUCUGAUAUGGCGGCAAAACGUGCUAAAAUUCUGAUGGGUCUGAAUAUGUAUGGCAAUGAUUACACACCCGAUGGCGGAGGACCCAUCACCUUCUCUCAGUAUUUGGAUUUGGUGAAGCAUGUGAAGCGGCAUCUGACUUACGAUGAGCGGGACAUUGAGAAUUUCUUCGAAAUCAAAAACGAAGACGGUCGUCACAUUGUUUUCUAUCCCACUCUCUACUCAAUCAACGAGCGAAUAAAGCUGGCCCAAGAGUUGGGCACAGGCAUUUCCAUCUGGGAACUCGGGCAGGGACUGAACUAUUUCUACGAUCUCUUUUAGUUAGCUUGUAAGCAGCAUGCAAUGCACAACAUAUAUUCCAAAUAAACUGUCCGCUAUUUUAGCUAAUGCGCUUCUUACAGAA